AGCAAUUGAUUUUUCCUACACGCAAGGCUUAAAACUUAACAAAAAUGUGCGGUCUUGAUGCCAAAAAGAUAGCCCAAGCUGAGGCUUUGCUGGAACAGGCUAAAAGUGCCGAAGAGGAUGUGGAUGAGUAUGCCAAAGCCGGUAUGUAUUAUAAGGCUGCAACUGCAUACCGACUGGCCAAAAAUCCGGAUGAGAGCAAGGAUUGUUUUUUGAAGGCCAUCGAGUGUUACGAGAAUAACAAGUCGUGGUUCCAUGCUGCCAAAUCGUACGAGCAGAUAAUUCUUUUGGCCAAAGAAAGUGAUCGUCUCUCCGAAAUUGAGGAAUAUGCCAAUAGGGCCUGUAACCUGUAUCAACAGCAUGGCUCUCGGGAAGCAGCAGCUGCCGCAAUGGAUAAAGCCGCCAAGAUGACGCAAUCCCAAUAUCCUGAGUUGGCCUUGGGUUUUUAUAAACGUGCCUUGGCAGUCGUUCUAAUUGGGGAUUCAACCCACCAAGCAGCUGAAUUUGCUUCGAAAGUCUCGAGAAUAUUGGUUAAAUUAAAGAAAUACGAAGAAGCCAGCAAAGCCCUCAAAAAGGAAAUAAGUUUAAAUUUGCAAACCAAAUCUUACGCACAAGUUGGACGAUUAGUUGUGGCUUUGGUACUAGUGCUAUUGGCACAGGAUGACCCCGUGGAUGCCAAAAAGUCCUUCAAGAAAUGGGGAAAUCGCUGUGAUCCCCAGGAGGUGGAAACAUUGGAGACACUUCUACAAGCUCUAGAUGAUGAGGACGCAGAACUUGCUGCCAAGAUGCUGGCAUCCCCAUUUAUUACACAUAUGGAUUUGGAAUACGCACUUUUGGCCAAGAACUUGCCAUUGCCAAAAGGUAUUAUCUUCAAAAAGAAAUACGAACAGGAUGAAGAAAACUAAGAAAUCAUUUGCCAAUUAAAUACGUUUUUUAUAAGUAGUGAAUCAUAUUUAUUGUUGAUCCUCAACUAACUAAAAAGCUUUAAGAAUGUACACUGUUAAAUAUAUACAGAAAUAUAAGGUGUAGGUGAUAUAAGGCAUCAGGGAAA
This is a messenger RNA of Drosophila ficusphila, 1048 nucleotides long. It is a transcript of the gene gammaSnap2, whose product is annotated as gamma-soluble NSF attachment protein. The transcript has a single exon. Gene Ontology annotation, cellular component: SNARE complex; vacuolar membrane. Gene Ontology annotation, biological process: intracellular protein transport. The record is from RefSeq and is a predicted model, not a curated record. Gene Ontology annotation, molecular function: syntaxin binding; soluble NSF attachment protein activity. Bases 45 to 902 code for a protein of 285 amino acids. Lineage: Eukaryota; Metazoa; Arthropoda; Insecta; Diptera; Drosophilidae.